Populus euphratica (Euphrates poplar) is the source of this 2958-nucleotide messenger RNA. Its product is annotated as type I inositol 1,4,5-trisphosphate 5-phosphatase 2-like. The coding region runs from base 604 to 2514 and encodes 636 amino acids. Gene Ontology annotation, molecular function: inositol-polyphosphate 5-phosphatase activity; phosphatidylinositol-3,4,5-trisphosphate 5-phosphatase activity; phosphatidylinositol-4,5-bisphosphate 5-phosphatase activity. The record is from RefSeq and is a predicted model, not a curated record. Lineage: Eukaryota; Viridiplantae; Streptophyta; Magnoliopsida; Malpighiales; Salicaceae. Gene Ontology annotation, biological process: phosphatidylinositol dephosphorylation. The transcript has 13 exons.
AAAAAGAAAAAGAAAAAAACAGUUGGAGUUUUAAUAAGAGUUGAAAGUUGAAAAACGUGGGAGAGCGCUUCGUCUUCACAUAUAGUGCGCUGAACCCAUCCUUCGUUGUCCACUUUUGCAUCAGUUCAAGGGUCAUUUCUCUUACACAUGACAUCUGUGUCUCUAAAUAUCAUGCAAUAUAAAAACUUCAAAAAUAAAAAGAAUCACUGUCCUACCAAUGAGUCACAGUUGUCCUUUGAGUAUAAUAUUUUCUUAAUUACUUGUGGACUACCGGUUUGACAUAAAACUCUAUAUUUUAGUGUCGACCCCCACUUUUUUGGCUAUUAAAAUAUUUGCAUGUUUGAGGCUGUCUUGUUCUGGUGCGUUUCAAAUCUAGGCUGUGACUGGAGCUUUCGUUCAUAAACUUUAUGAGAUUGAUGUGGGCCGGGGCUCACACCUCGGUUUGGAUUUUAUGAUAUGAUUAAGGAUCAGGAAAAUUCCCAGUUGGAUUUCCUCCAGGAUGGUGACAAUCCCACGCCUGUUCCUGUUCCCUUUUGAAGGUCUUGUUUUUCUUCGAAAGUCUGCUAUAUAAAUUGUUUUGCAAAUCUUUGUCCUUGAUUCAGAAUGAGGACCAGGAGAGGGAAGCGAGCUGAGCCUUUCUGGCCUUCACUUGUGAUGAAGAAAUGGUUGAACAUAAAGCCCAAGGUUUAUGAUUUUAGUGAAGAUGAAUACACUGAAACUGAGAGUGAAGAUGACGCGUCCCCUGUUAAAGAUGAGAGAGUUAAUGUGAAUGAGGAUCGUGCAAAUAGGACACAGGGGAACCCAUAUGUGUUUCAGAGUCGAAUUUCAGAUGCACCUUCCAAGGGCUAUCCAUCAAGACAUAAGCGAGGGAAAUCUGAAACUCUGCGUCUUCAAUACAUAAAUAUGAAGGAUGUGAGGGUGACAAUAGGUACCUGGAAUGUUGCUGGAAGACUUCCAUACGAGGAUCUUGAUAUUGAUGAUUGGCUUUGUACAGAAGAACCAGCAGACAUUUACAUCAUUGGUUUCCAAGAGGUGGUCCCUCUGAAUGCUGGGAAUGUUCUGGGAGCAGAGAGUAACAGACCAAUUACAAAAUGGGAGGAAAUCAUUCGAAGGACUCUGAACAAAUCGCUACAACCUGAAAGAAAAUACAAGUGUUAUAGUGCCCCUCCCUCACCAGUAUUAAGAACUUCUUCAGUUGCUGAUGAACUUGCAGAUGAGGUUGAUUCUCUACCAUUAGAGAUGAUAAAUGAGGAAUAUAUAGAAGCUGCUGAUGGUUGUGAAUCUAACAUACUGGAGUUUGGCAAAGCAAUUGGUAUAGGAAAGAAUUUGCACUUAAAGAGAGUAUAUGGAAUUGAUUGUGAAAGUAGAUUAGACUGGCCUGAACAUUCAUUGGCUGCCACCCCACAAGAAGUUAUCUCUUCCAAUUCCAAGUUACGGAGAGUAUCGAGCAGUUCUGCAAGAACAGGCUUCAGUUGGACAGAGAAUCCUUCAUUAUUUAGUCCUCGGAAUAUUGCUCUGAACAGGAGUGGACUGAAAAGAUCUCACCACAGUUUUGGAAAUUUAGGGUCAAUGUGGGUGGAGCAACAACAGAGGCACAAGGUUCCUGAAGUCCCUGAAGUUAUUGAUUCUUUCUCCGAGGUCUCUGAUUGGUUCUCUGAAGCAGAGGAUGACACUUUCUUAGAAGUACCAAGCGAUCAAUGUUACAGUGAAAUCAUCAAAGAAAAUGGCAAGCCACUCACUAAGUAUGUGCGAAUUGUUAGCAAGCAAAUGGUAGGAAUAUAUGUAUCAAUUUGGGUGCGCAAGAGGUUGAGGAGACAUAUAAACAAUUUGGAGGUCUCUCCUGUAGGAGUUGGUCUUAUGGGUUAUAUGGGAAACAAGGGAUCUGUUUCUGUUAGCAUGUCUCUUUUCCAGUCAAGGCUGUGCUUUGUUUGUUCUCAUCUGACCUCAGGUCAGAAGGACAGGGCUGAACAAAGGCGUAAUGCUGAUGUCUAUGAAAUUAUACGACGUACCCAUUUCUCAUCUGUCACGGACGCCAAUCAACCACAGACAAUUCCAUCUCAUGAUCAGAUAUUCUGGUUUGGGGAUUUGAAUUAUCGUCUGAAUAUGUUGGACACAGAGGUCAGGAAGCUUGUUGCUCUGAAGAAAUGGGAUCAGCUUAUCAACAGUGAUCAGCUAAGCAAAGAACUUCGCAGUGGGCAUGUAUUUGAAGGAUGGAAAGAGGGAGUGAUAAGCUUUCCACCGACUUACAAAUAUGAAAUAAACUCUGAUAGAUAUGUUGGGGAGAACCCUAAAGAAGGCGAGAAGAAGAGAUCUCCGGCAUGGUGUGAUCGAAUACUUUGGUUUGGAAAAGGUAUAAAACAUCUUUCUUACAAGCAGUCAGAAUUAAGGCUCUCGGAUCAUCGACCAGUCAGUUCAAUGUUCCUGGUUGAAGUUGAAGUCUUUGAUCAUCGAAAGCUGCAAAAAGCACUCAAUGUCAAUAGUGCGGCAGUGCAUCCUGAGAUUUUCCUCGAUUAAUGAGGGAAUUAUAGUAGAUAGAAGGUAUGCUAACUUCGCUGUCAUAUUCUUUCGAGCAGGGAGUUGCUGAUCAAUCUAACAAGCUGAAGAUAUAAAUAAACUUCGAUUUAAUUGGAACACCAACAAUGAUGAGCCUAUAUUAUACAUGCAAGAAAAACAAAAGCUUUUUUGAAUUUUUUGAAGAUGAUAGCAGGAACAGACGUAGUUGUCUGGGUCUUGCUUUUUAGGAAUGGAAUGUGGAGAGCUGAAAUGAUGGGGUUAACCCCAACCACCACCCCCUCCCCCAUUUUUCUAGAGAACCUCCAAAGUAUAUCCUCUUAGUUUGGUUCGUUGCUAAUGUACAUUAAACUGUAAAAAUUAGGUGUUCUGUAUUUUGCAAUUGAAAUUUUGGAGUCAGUCAGUGGACAUCGCGUGAUUAAUUCAUGACAAAACUUACGAUCGCAA